AUGCAUAAAAAACUGAAUACAAGAGUGCCUUAUGACCGAUAUGAUGUAAUAAUACUGCAAAAAAUUUCUAUUAAAGAACGACAUGAGUUAAAAAAAACCAAAAAUUUAAAACAACGAUGUCGUUCAGGAUGCUUAAAGGUUUUAAGUCUAAAAAAGCAGCGUCACUUUGGUCAGCUCGCUCGUUCGCGUGCUGAUGCAACAAGUUUUGAAAUUGCAGACACUCUUAAUAAUACUUACCCAG
This is a messenger RNA of Funneliformis caledonium, 241 nucleotides long. The record is from the annotation of a GenBank genome assembly. Lineage: Eukaryota; Fungi; Glomeromycota; Glomeromycetes; Glomerales; Glomeraceae.